AGGACGGGCCCCGGGCCUCUCCCACUGUCCUCUUUCUCUCUCCCUCUCUCUCUCUCUCUCUGUGCAGGCUUUCUUUCAGUAACUUCUUCCUGUUGAAACUUUCCCUCCUGCUCCUGCUCCAUGCUCACGCUCCUGCACACGGCGGCAUGGAGGCGCUUCUUCCAGCGUGUGUCUGCCUGCAAACGCGGCCUGUGACGUACGCGAUCACGUGGCAUUUGGCGUCGCACCCCCCCUGACUCGCUCGCGCAUUUUUCUUUUUUUUUCGGCUGUUGUCUAUAGGGUUCGGUGGAGGAUCUGUAGGUUUUUCCGCUCCAGCCCCCUGAAUUCACGCAGCACCGGGGGGAAGCAGCGCGCUCGCGGAUGUCUGCGGUCGCCUCGCGGCUUGCUCUGCGCCCUGGACGGGUAAGGAACACGACCGAAAUCGGCAGAUCGUAUGGCCAGCGAUGAAGUCUCAUGACGUCAGAAGAUCCUCGUUCAGCAUUUACUAACAGUCCCUCAUCAAGGUUGCACAGUUCCACAGUAGGUCAUGGCCAGUCGAAGGAAAUCUACCACGCCUUGUAUGAUUCGGCCAAAUGACUUGAUGGACCAGGAUACAGAUGACGGUGCGGACAGUGCAGUGGAGAAUGGAUCGUGUGUUCCUGCCAGUGAGAACUGGACUGAGAAAAAUAACGUUGUACGCAGUAUACCAUCGAUAAAUGAUCCAGAAAAAUCAGAGGCAGAAAUUCGCCCACAGAAAAAGGUGCAGGGAGGCUAUGAGUGCAAAUAUUGUACUUUCUCCACACAGAACCUUAAUGAAUUCAAAGAACAUGUCGAUUCCAACCAUCCUAAUGUCAUCCUUAACCCUUUGUAUCUCUGUGCUGUCUGCAACUUCAACACGAAAAAGUUUGACACCCUGACUGAACACAACGAAAAAUUCCAUCCUGGAGAGAGCAAUUUCAAGUUUAAGAGGAUAAAACUGAACAAUCAGACCGUCCUGGAACAGACGAUUGAAGGUUCCAACUGUGCCGCUAUUUAUGAUGUUCGGAGUCCUCAAUCAGCAGAGGACCUUUCCCCGUCAAGCAAAUCCAUGGCUCUGAAGAAACCAAAAACUGAUUGCAAACGCACUCUGGGAGACUGUCAAAUAGACAAGCUUACCCCAGAGUUAUCCAAAAAACAGAUCACUGCAGUGAAUGUGAAUGGAACAGUAAUAAUCCCAGAUGCAACACUCAAAGACGGUCUCUCGCACAUAAUGCCGUCCUUGCAGCGGCCACCUAACUACAGUUUAGUGCCAAAAAUUGCUGUACCUCUAAACACAUUGAAAUACAAUACGUCCCUAGACGGAAACCUAACUCUCAUUACUUCCUUUAAUAAGUUUCCAUAUCCCACGCAAGCUGAGCUCUCAUGGCUCACUGCAGCUUCGAAACACCCAGAAGAACAAAUCAAAGUAUGGUUUACAACUCAACGGCUAAAGCAAGGCAUCAGCUGGUCUCCAGAGGAGGUUGAAGAAGCGCGUAAGAAAAUGUUCAAUGGAACAAUUCAGCCUGUUCAACAAGCAUUCACUGUCUUACCUGCCCAGUUGACCCAAUCCACAAAAGCCUCUCAAUCCUUUAUACAGACUGUCCCUUGCCAAGUUCUUGGACAGUCCGCCUUGGUGUUGACACCAGUCACUAACGGGUCCAAUGCAGCUUCUGGUCCGCUUGCACUAACAGUUUCAAAUCAAGCCACACAGGCUGUUAAGAGGCCCCUCAUGUCCCCGGUUGCUUCACCAGAGGUAAAGAGGCCUUCAAUAAUACAAACAGUUCAGACUACUAAUAAAUCGACGUCUCCUACACCCAGUUUUUCUUUAGAUUGCAAAAAAACACCAGGUCAGAUUAAAGAGCUGAUAGCCAGCUAUACUCAGUGCCAGUUUCCCGAUGAUGAAGAAGUGUAUCGCCUUAUAGAGGUGACUGGCCUUUCCUGGGGAGAAAUUAAAAAGUGGUUUAGCGAUCAGCGUCUUGGAAACCAUAAGACCGUAUUGCCAUUAAGGGCCGACCUUCCACUAAAGGAAAACCAGCCUCAGAAACCUGUGGCCACUAAGUUUCCGCUUCUGGAAUGGGUAAAGGGAAAAUCCUCCGAGCAAAUGAAAAUGCUCGAGGAGUGUUUUAAGAGGACAAGCUUUCCUUCACAGACUGAGAUCGAAAACCUUGCAAAUGACACUAAGAUUUCCCAAACUGAGAUUGAUGGCUGGUUCACGGAGCGCCGUGCUCUAAGAGACAGCCUUGAGCUAGCCUUGCUCAACUCCAUGGGCUUUAAAAGACUGGACAGAACGGCUCUGAACGGGAUACACGAGCAGGAAGGUCGGUCAAGGUCUUCUCCCCUUCCUCUUCAAACUUCUGUUUGCUCUGAAAUUGACAGCAAAUCUCUUAGUCUUUUAAAGGAGGUUUUCUCAAAGACACAGUGGCCAUCGCCGGAGGAGUACAGUGAACUGGAACUACAGACAGGGCUGCCUCGCACGGACAUCGUGCGCUGGUUUAAGAAUAACCGAUCCGCUCUAAGAAACGGAACCUUGGACUGGAUGGCGCAGUAUGAGAAUCUGAGCAACAAAAAACACAACGGGCAGAGCACCUUGCUGAGCCCAGAACCAACCCAGGGUGUUCUACAGCGAAAUUUCCCAGAGGCAAAGCUACUAAACCUGGAGGAUGAUGACAAGCUGGCUGAGCGCUCGAAACUCGUAAGUCAGGACAUAGUAAAUUGGGUUACCAGUAAGCUAGGUCAAAACAUGCAGGACAUUAGUAGGAGCAAGGACCAACAUGGACUGGUGACGGUGGACAGCGGGAGAUGGGUAAAAGUUUCCAUGCCUGCUGAGAAUGAAAGAAGAGACUCAGAGGCACGAAAAAUGGCCACUGACCUUGAAGUCCUGACCACAGAGCACACAGUAACAGGAUGACCUAAGAAAGGACAGAGACAAAGGCUGCUAUGAGUAACCCUGUGGGAAGGAAUAUAAUUGCGUUGACAUACUUGGAACCAAUGAUCUCAUGCCUGGACUCUGAGCUCAUCAGAGCGAUAGAAGGACUGAGAGUGUGUGUGAGCACUGACCAUGGAGUGCCAAAGUCAGACUGCUAUGCUACUAUUACUACUUAGGUGUUUGAGGAUAUUUUUUUUGUUAUUUUUUAGCAGAAGAGCCCAUGUAAAUAUGUUUUUGACAGAUUUGUAAAAAAAAUUUUCUGAAGAUGAGUUUUGUUACAUUUCUAAAACUGUAGACGUCCCCAAGCCAUUUCGCUUAACGCUCCUGAUGGACCGUUCGGCUUUCUCCUUGUGAAAAGGACAGUAAACCGGUUGACCUGCUGAUAAGCCUGGUCACUGGAGGCACUUAACAUUUGAAGUGGAUAAAGACAAGCGGUGCUCGUUUUGAUCUCAAUCCUCAUACUAAAGUGAAAAUACGGACUUGAUUUGGACCACAGAAGCAUCGCCUGCACACAACCCAUCGAAUCCGAAUCGAAAUCAAUGCAGCGAUGCACAAGACGCUUAUUUGUAGUUCGUCGUCGCAAUAUUAAUUUUACAGAAGAAUUGCAUUUUUUUCCUUUCUGCGUAUAAGACAUAGUUCCAUUUCACCGUCUCCGCUGUGGUCUGCUUUCAGUUAGCUCAGUGUAUUCUCAUCCCUCCUGCCACUCUUCUCAUGUUCAGACAUGUAUCAGGAAUACUGUAUUGGGUAUCAAGAAUCAUGCUUGCUCUUUCUUUAAAACAGUCUGCUGUAACUCAAUAAAACAAGCGAAUGACAAACA
This is a messenger RNA of Silurus meridionalis, 3740 nucleotides long. RefSeq names its product zinc fingers and homeoboxes 2a (gene zhx2a). Gene Ontology annotation, cellular component: nucleus. Gene Ontology annotation, biological process: regulation of transcription by RNA polymerase II. Gene Ontology annotation, molecular function: DNA binding; DNA-binding transcription factor activity, RNA polymerase II-specific. The record is from RefSeq and is a predicted model, not a curated record. Lineage: Eukaryota; Metazoa; Chordata; Actinopteri; Siluriformes; Siluridae. The transcript has 3 exons. Bases 527 to 2905 code for a protein of 792 amino acids.